AUCGCAUGCCCGUUACUGCUGGGCUCGUCGCUUUGUUUCUCGUGAGCCGGGCUGGUUCUAUUCGUUUGACCUCGGCGUACUCGUUGUCACAGUAGCUUGAGCUUGAGCUUGACCAUGCAGCUGCUCACUCUGGCGAUCCUUGGGGUCGCCAUCUUCGGCUUCGUCGCCUUCCACCUGUACAGUCGAUUCAAGGAUAUUAACCAUCCGGGCAAGGUCCCAGGCCCGACGCUACUACCGUACAUAGGCCGCAUCCAUGACCUUCCGAUCCAACAUAUGUGGCUUAAAUUCAAGGAAUGGGCGGAAGAGUACAGCGGAACGAAUGGGUUCUACCUGACGGAGAUGCUCGGUGCCAGGUUCCUAGUGGUCACGGACGAGAAAGUAGCCGAGGAGCUCCUGGUGAAGCGAGCGAAGCACAAUUCGGACCGGCCGGUGAUAAGGUCUUUAUUCGACUCGAAGAGCACCCAUGGAUCCAUGGAAUAUCUACCCUUGAUGGGAAGAAACCAGUACUGGGCUCGACAGCGUCGGUUUACUCACUCUUAUCUGACCGAGGCGAGUAAUGCCCAUUACCACGGCGUGAUGUACCAUGAGGCCAAGCGCUGGCUCGCCAGGCUGAUCGAGAACCCCGACGACUUCGCCUUCUCGUUAGAGGAUAUGGCAUCCAAGGUGAUGUGCGAGUUGACGUGGGACGACCCGGAUCUGAGCGAGUACUGCACCAAGAGCGCAUGGGGCCUCUUGACCCAGAUGUCGCCGGCAGGGCCUCUCACUAAUGUCUUGACGCCCCUGUGGCAUCUACCAACGAUAGUAAACCCAUGGAAGAUCGCCGAGCACAAGCGGCACGACGAGCAGCAAGCGUGGUGGAUGGAUCGGCUCCAGACUACCCGCGCGAAGUUAGCCCGAGGCCAACAGAGGUCAUGCUUCACCCGCCAGUACCUCGAGAGAGGAGAGAAGCGGUCUAACAUCUCGGGCGACUACGAGGCGUCAUCUGUUAUCGGGAUGAUGGCGUUGGUGGGCAUCUUUACAGUCGCCGGUCCCCUAUACUACUGGUUAGUGAUAAUGAUCCAUCACCCGGAGUGGCAAGCAGCCGUGCAAAAGGAGGUCGACGAGGUUUGCGGCGAGAGGCUCCCGACCUUGGACGACACGCCGAGGCUACCUGUGCUUCGGGCCUGCAUCAAAGAAACGAUGCGAUGGAAGCCAAAUGUACCGACCGGCGUCGCACACGAGAUGGAGGCCGAUGAUGUAUUUCGGGGGUAUUUCCUGGCUAAGGGGACGAGGAUCCUCCCUUUAGACUUGGCGUUCCUCCGAAAUCCCGACAAGUACCCCGACCCGGAGAACUUCCGGCCAGAGCGCUGGCUAGAGCGCGGGUGGCCGACAUACCAGGAGCCCCUGAGCACGUAUCCGACAAUCAAAGGGAUGACUUCGUUCGGCUGGGGCCAGCGCCAGUGCUUAGGCCAGACGCUCACGCAAGACGAACUCGUGGUCGCGUGCGGCGCGCUGAGCUGGUGCUUUAACCUCAGGCCGAAGACAGAUCCGGCGACGGGCGACAACCUCCCGGUUCCCCUCGACAAGUCAAAUUCGCUCCUGAUCAUCAAGCCCGACCCGUUCGAGAUGGCGUUCGAGCCGAGGAGCGAAGCUAAAAAGGAGGAGGCGCUUCGGUUAUGGGCAGAGUCGGAUUCGAGAGACAAGCAGGCUCGGCGGGAAUUUCUUAGGGCAGCGGCUGGGAGAACAGAGAAGACCGAGGCUUUAUAACAGAGAGUCGCUGGUUUGACAGGAUGAGGCACGGGACACUACGUCUCCGACGCCAAGAGCAGGAUGAAAGCGAAGGUCGGGUUUACAUUUGGUACCUACACCCAGCUAAUCCCCCGCACUCAUAGCACAAUGACACAGCGUCACACCUAAUGG
Messenger RNA from Durotheca rogersii, 1899 nucleotides. RefSeq names its product cytochrome P450. The record is from RefSeq and is a predicted model, not a curated record. Lineage: Eukaryota; Fungi; Ascomycota; Sordariomycetes; Xylariales; Xylariaceae. Gene Ontology annotation, molecular function: heme binding; oxidoreductase activity, acting on paired donors, with incorporation or reduction of molecular oxygen; iron ion binding. The transcript is spliced from 4 exons. Bases 115 to 1746 code for a protein of 543 amino acids.